Messenger RNA from Drosophila suzukii, 539 nucleotides. RefSeq names its product nazo (gene Nazo). NCBI's taxonomy places the organism in Eukaryota, Metazoa, Arthropoda, Insecta, Diptera, Drosophilidae. The record is from RefSeq and is a predicted model, not a curated record.
AGCUACCUACUCUGAUUACAAUUUUUGCAAAUAACUUAUAAGAAUGGCUGCAAUUACCCAGGAUAUACUAAACGCCCUGGCCAUACUAGCCGAUGAAGACAAUAUUCAGGUGACCGUCAAGGAGUCGGCCAAAGGAGCAGCCGUUUGUGCUGCCGGUGCCCUAGUCGGGGGGAUGCUAAUGGGUUCCCCGGGCAUUGCUGUGGGUGGGACCGUAGGUGGACUUGCAGGCUACGGACUUACAAAAGGAAAAUUUAAGUCAUUGGGUGAGGUCAAAAAUGAUUUAUCGAAAAGUCAGCGAGAAGAACUUAAGAAUCAUGUAACCAGUGCUAUAUGGAUCAGCAAUGUCGGUCCUUCUGCGACCGCAGGCCUUAUAUUGAAGGACCGAAAAGUGCAAGAGGUUGCACUUAAUGCACUUAAGUCCUUUUUCACUGAUCGUAUGGGACAGACCAUUAUUGAUUAACCAGCAAUUCAUGUGAUAACUGUCUUUGGAAAGUCUUAACUUGUCAAAAACAAAAUGGUCAGUUUGCUUACUAUCGAUA